Messenger RNA from Cannabis sativa, 927 nucleotides. RefSeq lists its product as uncharacterized. Gene Ontology annotation, molecular function: nucleic acid binding; RNA-DNA hybrid ribonuclease activity. NCBI's taxonomy places the organism in Eukaryota, Viridiplantae, Streptophyta, Magnoliopsida, Rosales, Cannabaceae. The transcript is spliced from 2 exons. Bases 1 to 927 code for a protein of 308 amino acids. The record is from RefSeq and is a predicted model, not a curated record.
AUGCUAAAGAAUAGCAAUCCAAGUGUGGAAGGGGAUAGGAAGUGGAAUACCAUGUGGGGGGCAAAGAUCCACAAUCGGUUGAAAAUGCUUUGGUGGAAAAUCCUUGCUAAUUGCCUCCCCACAAAAGAAAAACUUAGCUCUACUAUACCUAUUCAUGAUACAAUAUGUGCCUUCUGCUCAACCUCCGUUGAAAACAGCUUUCAUCUAUUUUGGGAGUGCAACUAUGUAAGAGCAAUCUGGUUUGGAUGUUGUUGGAGCCUAAGAGCCGAUGUCACUUCUGUAUCAAAUUGGGAUAGUUGGCUUGCUUGGGAACAAAAUGGGCGGCUAGAUGACAAAAAAUCCACCCCAAUUGCAAUCACAAUCAACUUCAUCAACAACAGAAUUCAAGAACUCUCUCCUCCUUAUAACUCAUCUGACUCUCUUCAAUUGGAAUGGAAGCCUCCUCCUGAAGGCUGGAUGGCUUGCAAUUCCGAUGUUGCUAUAGGAAAUAAUCAAUCAACGGGGGCGGCUGUGUUCCGAGACCACACUGGAACCAUCCUGAGAAUCCAUUCCUUUCGGCUGAACCAUUGUGACCCAUUGCCUGGAAAGGUGUCUGCUGUGUGCGAAGGUGCAGCAGUAGCAGUUGAUCUUGGAUACAGAAAUAUUGUAUUCCAGUGUGAUUCUUUAAACGCUAUUGCAGCUUUGAAAAGCAGUUCAUCCGACAUACAUAAGUUGCAUUUUAAUAUCCAAGACAAGGUUCACAAGUUUUGUACAAUUGCAGGUAAGUUCAAUCUUUGGGAGAUCACGUGGACUCCAAGAACCUGCAAUGGUGUGGCCCAUUAUGUGGCUCAAUGGGCAAAUCGCAACAACAAGUUUGGGUUUAUCGAUUUGGCCAAUUUUAAUGAUUUCCCGCAGCUGGCUAAUGCGGAUGAUCAUGGUUUAGCUUAG